Molecule: messenger RNA, 450 nt
Organism: Staurois parvus
Lineage: Eukaryota; Metazoa; Chordata; Amphibia; Anura; Ranidae
Source: the annotation of a GenBank genome assembly
CUGGGCUGCACUGGUGGGUGGCACUGGUGGGUGGCACUGGUGGGCAGCACUGGUGGGUGGGCACAGGUGGGUGGCACAGGUGGGUGGCACUGGUGGGCACAGGUGGGUGGGCACAGGUGGGUGGCACUGCUGGGCACAUGUAGGUGGCACUUCUGGGCACAGGUAGGUGGCACUGCAGAGUGGCACAGGUGGGUGCACUGCUGGGCACAGGUGGGUGCACUGCUGGGCACAGGUGGGUGAUCUGCUGGGCACGGGUGGGCGGAGCUAGUGGGCGCACUGCUGGGCACAGGUGGGCGGAACUUGCGGGUGGCACUGCUGGGCACCGAUCAUCAGGGCACUGAUCAUCAGUGCCCUGAUUGUCGGUGCCGAUCCCCGCUCUGACAACUGCCGGUUCUCGGCACGUGUCAUUGGACACCGCUGAUCAGGUGGUAAAAGGCCGCUGUGAUUGGC